Trichomonas vaginalis G3 is the source of this 933-nucleotide messenger RNA. Its product is annotated as cyclin-dependent kinase inhibitor 2C-related family. The record is from RefSeq and is a predicted model, not a curated record. Gene Ontology annotation, molecular function: transcription cis-regulatory region binding; protein binding. NCBI's taxonomy places the organism in Eukaryota, Parabasalia, Trichomonadida, Trichomonadidae. The coding region runs from base 1 to 933 and encodes 310 amino acids. Gene Ontology annotation, cellular component: nucleus. Gene Ontology annotation, biological process: positive regulation of transcription by RNA polymerase II. The transcript has a single exon.
AUGGUCGAAGUUCUUCUUUCACAUGGUGCAAAUGUCAAUGCAAAAGAUAGUGAUAAAGAAACCGCUCUUCAUUUUGCUGCAAAAUAUAAUUAUAAAGAAAUGGUCGAAGUUCUUCUUUCACAUGGUGCAAAUGUCAAUGCAAAAGAUAGUGAUAAAGAAACCGCUCUUCAUUUUGCUGCAAAAUAUAAUUAUAAAGAAAUGGUCGAAGUUCUUCUUUCACAUGGUGCAAAUGUCAAUGCAAAAGAUAGUGAUAAAGAAACCGCUCUUCAUUUUGCUGCAAAAUAUAAUUAUAAAGAAAUGGUUGAAGUUCUCCUUUCACAUGGUGCAAAUGUCAAUGCAAAAGAUAGUGAUAAAGAAACCGCUCUUCAUUUUGCUGCAAAAUAUAAUUGUAAAGAACUGGUCGAAGUUCUCCUUUCACAUGGUGCAAAUGUCAAUGCAAAAGAUCGUGAUAAAGAAACCGCUCUUCAUUUUGCUGCAAAAUAUAAUUAUAAAGAAAUGGUUGAAGUUCUCCUUUCACAUGGUGCAAAUGUCAAUGCAAAAGAUAGUGAUAAAGAAACCGCUCUUCAUUUUGCUGCAAAAUAUAAUUGUAAAGAACUGGUCGAAGUUCUCCUUUCACAUGGUGCAAAUGUCAAUGCAAAAGAUCGUGAUAAAGAAACCGCUCUUCAUUUUGCUGCAAAAUAUAAUUAUAAAGAAAUGGUUGAAGUUCUCCUUUCACAUGGUGCAAAUAUCAAUGAAAAAGUUGAAUUUUUUGAAUAUACCGCUCUUCAUCUUGCUGCAAAUAGGAAUUUUAAAGAAAUGGUCGAACUUCUUCUUUCACAUGGUGCAAAUAUCAAUGAAAAAAAUAAAUUUGGAGAAACUGCUCUCCAUACUGCAGCACGUUUUAAUAGCAAAGAAACAGUCGAACUUCUUCUUUCACGUGGUGCAAAAAUAUAA